Molecule: messenger RNA, 1452 nt
Organism: Aspergillus ibericus CBS 121593
Lineage: Eukaryota; Fungi; Ascomycota; Eurotiomycetes; Eurotiales; Aspergillaceae
Product: putative RNA export mediator Gle1
Exons: 3
Coding region: 1-1452 (483 amino acids)
Biological process (GO): poly(A)+ mRNA export from nucleus; regulation of translational initiation; regulation of translational termination
Cellular component (GO): nuclear pore cytoplasmic filaments; cytoplasm; nuclear pore
Molecular function (GO): inositol hexakisphosphate binding; translation initiation factor binding; phospholipid binding
Source: RefSeq, a predicted model, not a curated record
AUGGGUCGCUCGAGCUACCCCUCCCAGCUGGAUAGCCCGUCUCGGCAACUCGUCUUGGACCUAGCGCGGGACCUUGAACAGCUCCGAGUGCACAACACCGAAUUGAAGAAAGUCAAGGCCUACGAACGCCGGUCCUUUUACGAGAAUCUUGAUCGGAUCGAUAGCGAACGUGAAGCUCAGCAUAAUGCCGCUCUUGACAAGGCCGCUGCUUUGCAUGAUCAGGUGCUAGAGGAGGCAGAGGAGACGCUGCGCGCGCAUCAACGAGCGGUAGAGGAGGAAAACCGUCGGAGGGAAGAAGCAGCCCGGAAAGAAGCGGAGCGCAUAGAGCGAGAAAAAGCCGAAAAAAAGGAACGGGAGCGAGUGGAAGAAGAGAAGCGCAAGCGCCAGGUGGAGGCGCAGAAGGCAGAACAGGAGGCGUUGCAACGCCAGGCAGAGGCCGCGCAAAAGGCACAGGCAGAGCGACAGCGACAAGUUGGCGGCGGCCGUCUAACGGAAGAGGAAGUCAAAGUCCAAGCACGCUACGUCGAAUUGCACCAGCACCUCAAGAAAUUCCGACAAUAUCUGAAAAACGAGGCCAAGACCAAUGCCAUCGUCAAGGAGAACAUGGGUGAUUUGCGGCGAAAGAUCAAGAAGUGCGUUGGACAGCUCCGUGAAGGUACCGGGGCCAACCAAGUUCAGCUUCGAGAAAUCCAAGCGACUCUUACGAAAGCAGCCUCCAUUCCAGAGCCAUCGGUGGAUGUGCGUCAAUUUUUCGCUUUCCCACCCGAGAGUAUUGCUAGUUCCGACGACAACAAGGUGCCCGCCCUUCUGAUCUACGCCUUGAACAUUUUCUCCAAGUGCUUGAUCUCGUCUCUCAUCACGGAAGCCUCCAUCAACCUGGGCCACGCAGAGCCAGUCGGGAUCGUCGCGGCCCAGAUAUUUUCCAUCGACGCGUUCAUCUACAAGGGCUGCCACAUGGUUGACAUCCUGUGGGCCAAGUACCGUGUGGUUUGCCCGGCGUUGUGGGGAUUUUAUGGCAAUGAGAAGACCGAAGGCGGCCGGCGAGCCCUGGGCUGGUGGCGCGACGGCGGCUCGGAUGGGCCCUAUGUCAGCGAACAGACCCAUGCUGACCGUAUGACAGCCCUGGGCGCCGGGUAUGCGGCCCUGACGCUACGCAACUUUGGCAAGACCAAGCGCCAGAACCCCUUUCCCAACACCAUGUUUUGGUAUACCAUGCACAAGAUCCUGUCGAUCCCGGCGACGGAGAUCCAGGACACCCAUGUCACUCUUCUGUCGGCCAUGCUCAAAUCCUCCGCCGAGCGAAUCGUCGGCUUCUUCGGGCAUAUGGGGCUGGCGCUGAUGAGGAAGGCUAUCGUCGAGCUUCCGAACAGUCUGCCUCGUCAAAGCAUGAGCGUCAACCAAUUGAAGCUCCUCAGGGAUCUAUACAAGCGCGAGAAGAACAUCAUCCUCUGA